AUGGAUUUUAUAGAAUUACCUAAAUGUUUGCAAUACAGAUAUGUAUUGGUAAUUCUUUGUACCUUCUCCGGCUGGAUUGAAGGAUACCCCUGUGCGCAUGCAGAUGCUCGCACAGUAGCAAAAAAAUUACUACAGGAAUUUUUUCCUCGAUAUGGUUUACCUCAUUCUAUUAAUAGUGAUAGAGGUACUCACUUUACAGGACAGAUUGUCCAGGAAGUUACGAAAGCAUUGGGGAUAACAUAUCACCUACAUUGUUCCCAUCACCCACAAUCAGGAGGUGCUGUGGAAAGAGCCAAUGGAAUUCUUAAAACUAAGCUUGGAAAAAUUAUAGCUCAAACAGGAUUGAAAUGGCCAGAUGCUCUUCCUCUAGCUCUGAUGUCUAUGAGAGCAACUCCAGCUAGGAAACACAAGCUUUCACCUUGUGAAAUUAUAAUGGGGAGACCAAUGAGCAUGGGGAUAAACAAAGAACUCUUAAUUAAAGACCAGGUUUUAGCAGAUGAAACUGUACAAAAAUAUUGCAUGUUACUAAUGAAAACAUUGCAGUCUCAUCACUCACAGGUCAAAGCUGUACAGCCAACACCAUCUGAAGAAAAACUGCACCAUAUAGAACCUGGAGACUGGGUCCUGGUUAAAAGUUUUCAAAGAAAGAACGCUCUCCAACCACGGUGGAAAGGACCCUACCAAGUUUUACUUACCACACAGACUGCAGUUAAAAUUUCUGAACUUGUUUCCUGGAUCCAUAUCACCCAUUGCAAGAUUGCUUCCCCUCCAAAAGAUUUAAAAGACUGAUAGUUUCUUAUUAAUUUUAUAUAUCAAAUACGUAUAGCUUAAUUUUUGUUUAUUCUGUGUUAUGUUGUUUAUUUAGAUUUAGAUAGUAUAAUUAAUAAGUACUAAAAAAAAAAAAAAAAAAAAAAAAAAUUCUAAUUAUACAAAUGUUUUCUUUUUUCGUAUUUCUAUCUUUUAUUAUUCUAUUGCAAUGUUAUGAACAGAACUCUUAUAUACCUCUUACUAACAGUUAUGUUGAGAAUGUACAAGAUUCUCCAUGUUAUGUUUGUAUUCACAUGCCUCAUAGUUCAGACACAGGUGUACCUUUUAUACCAUACCCAUUCAAUAGUACUGAGUAUUGUAUUAAUGAAAUGGUACAAUUUAGAAAUAAGACUCAAGUUCAACUCCCAGGUCCCCCUAAAACUCUUUAUCCUCCCUUUCUAAUAGGUCUUGGAUGUCAUAAAACUAAACUGAGUGCAUGGACAGGAUAUGUUCGGCCCUAUAAUUCUUCAAAGAGACUUGAAACAAAUGCACCAAGAAUAACAGUAGUUCAGACCAUUGGGGGUUUAUGUUUAGAACGAACAAAUGUUGAGGGAGGUAUUUUUGUAGGAACUAGUAAGUGUCAUAAGACUCUUACAUGUAAUUGUUCAAGUCCCCCUACAAUGCAGGAAUCAGGUGUCAUUGUACAUCUAGUUAACAUUACAUGGGAAGAAGAUGUUUGGGUAUGGGUAAGUUGUAAUAAAGCACAUAUUUAUGUGACAUUAAAUGGGUCUUAUUGGGUGUGUGGGAAUUAUGCGUAUCCUAGAUUACCUGAGAAUUGGCAAGGAUCAUGUUAUUUGGCCUACAUACUCCCUGCAAUAAGACAUACUAAAGAAAGACCAACAGUUACAUUUGGGCUUCAUAGAUCUAAAAGGCACCAUAAAAAUGGACCCACCUUCUCAGAGAUUAUGGGUAGCUGGGACAAUUUUAUAAAUAUAAUAAUUCCUUCCACUGGUGUCUAUGAUAAUUGGGGAAGAAUUAGAGCUUUAACCAUCAUGUUAGAAACUGUGGCCAAUCAAACAGAAAACGCUCUCACAAGCAUUACAGCAGAAAUGCAAGCCCUACGAUUAGUUGCCUUACAAAAUCGUAUGGCUCUUGAUUUUAUUUUAGCAAUUAAAGGGGGCGUGUGCUCAUUAGUGGGCUCUGAAUGUUGCACUUAUGUUCCAGACGUCUCUAAAAAUGUUACUCUAGCGGUUAGUGAGAUUAGGAAAGAAGUACUUGAAAUGCAAAGUUCCCUGAAAAUUUCUUCUGGGGAUUGGGGAAUAAGUAGUUGGUUUGGGGCGUUAGGAUCAAAAAUUUUCUAUGGUUUGAUUAUAGGGGCUUUGUUCCUCACAACCAUAUUUGCCUCCAUAACAGUGUUGAAACUUUUACUCCUUAAAUGUUGGAAUUCUGCUACCUCGUCUAUUGCCCAUUAUCCUGUUCUAAUUGAUAAGACCAUUCAUGAAUGUCCCCCUAGUGCUAAUGGAGAUUCUAAUAUCAAAACCAAGAAUAAUCAAGAAAUUACAAACCAAGAAUUUACACGUUUAUUAUCUGUGUAUGACGCUGACCAAGAUUUGGCUGCCCACAAAUGUAUUAAACACAAUGGGUGAAUGCCUAAGAGUCAUGCUUCAUGGAAUCUUUAAAGCAUGAAAGGGGGGACUGUGGAAUCUUAGGAUGUGGAGAGUGGGUAGGAAGAGGUUAACUGUUUCUGCUAUUUGGUGAUAAGAGUCUGAUGCACUGGGAGGUAGUAUUGUUCUGUAAGGAACAGGAUAUGUAUGGUAGAGGGCAUAGGUCAAAUUACACAGCUGGUGAGAAACUGGACCAUAAGUGUAGGCUCAGGGUCAACUUCAGGGCACAGUAUGUCUGCUUUAAUUAACUGAAACCCCACCCAUAUCAUACAUAUUAAUGAUAUGUAGGUUAGGCUUUUGCCUUUUAUGGUAAACCCAGAGAUAUUACAAGUGUGCCAGCCCUUUUGUAGGAGUUUACUUAUUUCUUUUGUUUUCAAUGUAUAUAAAGUGUGUAAAAAUGUAAAGCUGUUAGAUUUGCCUACUUUUGUGCAGAUCUCCCUGCAGCUGCUUGUAUCCGGAAUAAACUUUUAUGCAUUCAAAGAA
This is a messenger RNA of Spea bombifrons (plains spadefoot toad), 2894 nucleotides long. RefSeq lists its product as uncharacterized. The record is from RefSeq and is a predicted model, not a curated record. The transcript has a single exon. Gene Ontology annotation, molecular function: nucleic acid binding. Bases 1 to 789 code for a protein of 262 amino acids. Gene Ontology annotation, biological process: DNA integration. NCBI's taxonomy places the organism in Eukaryota, Metazoa, Chordata, Amphibia, Anura, Pelobatidae.